GCGGCGCUUCAGAUGCUGAGCAGACGCCGAGCGAGAGGUACCGCUCGCCAAGUGAUUCAGUGAUUUUGAGGUGCGCCUUUGGAUUUUGUGGAUUAUUUUCACAAGAGGAUUCUCGCCGAACCGAACUCCCGACUGAGCGGAAACUUGCCUUCGACUUCAAUGAUAACCCAUUGGAUGAGUUGAGAACGCCAGGAGAAUGCCGAUCAACGACGAAGGUGGCCCCUCGGGGGGCCUGUCCGUGAUCAAAGACGCCAACUCGGACGGUCGGCAGCGCCGCGAUUCGGCCGCUGUGGCGAACGCGAUCGCCGCCUUCCACCACGCCGCCUCCAGCAUGAUGGGCCGCGGCAGGUCGGACGCGCCCCACCUGGGCAGGGGCGAGAGUUCGGCCUUUGUGCCCGUCAUCCCUUCCAGGUCUCUGCACGACCUCUCGCCCGGACGGUCCUCGUCCAGGGACAAAAGUCCCGGUCCGAGCACCUCCAGCGGCUACGGCCGCAAGAGUUUCGACCUGAUGGCCCUGAUGGCCGACAAGAGGAAAGAACUGGCCCUGAGGGAGGAGGCCAUGUUGGCGGCCAUGCUGCCCAGGCCGCCCCCAGGCCUCCUGGAGAACCUGGCCAGUCCGUACCUGCACAUGUCGGCCAUGCGGAACGCGCAGCCCCCGCCCGCCCCCAACGCCAGCGGCCUCAUGCACCAGGCCCCCGCCCCCAGCACCAGUGGCGCGCCGCCUCCAGCGGGGGCUGCUUUUCCGGGCGUCUUCCCGCACCUCGACCGAAGGUUGCUCAGGGCGCCAGGACGCGCCUCCAGGCCCAAGAAGCAGUUCAUCUGCAAGUUCUGCAACCGGCAGUUCACCAAAAGCUACAACCUGUUGAUCCACGAGCGGACGCACACGGACGAGAGGCCCUACUCGUGUGACAUCUGCGGAAAGGCCUUCCGCAGGCAGGACCACCUCAGGGACCACAGGUACAUCCACUCGAAGGAGAAGCCGUUCAAGUGCACCGAGUGCGGCAAGGGUUUCUGCCAGUCGCGCACCCUGGCCGUGCACAAGAUCCUGCACAUGGAGGAGAGUCCGCACAAGUGUCCGGUGUGCGCGCGCUCGUUCAACCAGCGCUCGAACCUGAAGACGCACCUGCUCACGCACACCGACCACAAGCCCUACGAGUGCACCAGCUGCGGCAAAGUGUUCCGCCGCAACUGCGACCUCCGGCGCCACGCCCUCACGCACACCGUCGGCGACGUCCCCGCCUCCGAGUCGCCGCCGUCCGGCGGCCCGGACAAGGGUCCGGCCGGCCCUGCGGACCGUCCCGGCACCAGCGCCGAGAUGUUCCGCCAGCAGCAGCUCCUGCAGCGCAAGGCCGCCUGCUGGGGCGCCCCUCCGCCCCCGGCCGCCUACCUGAGGCCCAGCUACCCCCCGGCAGGGCCCAGCUUCCUCGACCGGCCGUCCGGACACCGCAUUUUCGGCCCCAAACCGGCCACCGUCACCAGCGAGUCCGCCCUGGACGAGACGACGCCGGCCCCGCAGACGAGCCCGCAGAACCUGACCGUCGAGGCCAAACACCCUUGCGACCCUGAGGAAGGGCCCUCCUGUUCGUCCCACGUCCCGCCUCCGGUCGAGUCGCCGCCGUCCAAAGUAGUCCAGAGUACAAAACCGCCGACGCCGCCACCGUUGCCGGCGCAGAUCAACAACAUCCCCAACAUUCCGCAACAGAGGAUCCCGCCGCCCAGAUUGCAGGGCUUCACCAUCGAGGACAUCAUGCGGAAAUGACGGAGAACUUUUGUUUAAAGUUAACGGACGGUCGAAGGUGCUGAUUGUGUAUCAUAGCAACGUUUUGCUCAAGGUUAAAAGAAAUUGAUACAAAUUCCAUAAAUUUAUAAAGAAAUCGGCUUGGGCGCUGCCGUUGCAAUUUUUGAACAUUUUAUCGAACCGUUGAGCGAAAUUUUCUAAUUGAGCCGACUAAAUAUAUUUUGUAAAUAUUUUAGCACGAGUACAUUUUAUAUUUAUGUAGUUACGCCAGUUCUGUGUAAAUAUCAAGGCCUUGCAGGCGGAAUCCAUCCAUUAUCAACUCUUAGACAAAAAAUUCGCCGCGGAGGCCUUUCAUUAACUCACUUUUUUCUCUGCUCUGAACCUUUUCUUACAUAAUAUUCUCAAGAAUUAGCGUGUAAUAACAAUUUCCUUUGAUUCAGUUUCUCGGAGAGCGGCAAACAAAAAAGUGCGUUGUGACUUAAAAGUGAAUUUUUUUCGUCACUUAAUUGUAUUAUAAGAAAAAAUUGAAAAAAGAUGCGCGGCUGCAGGUUUUGCUGUAAAAAUGCUGGUGUGCGCGUUUGUGUGGACGUGUUUUUUGCUGCUGUGUCAAUAGAGCACUAAUGCGCAUUUCAAAGAAGUCCUCUAAUAUAUUUACUUGUUUGCUUAAAUACGGAAAGCAUAAUAUUUAUCGAGUUAGAAAAGGAGAGAUGUUUUAAGCCCCAACGGACGCCGCUGAUAGAAAAGCCGCGUGCUUUUCCGAGAAAUGUAAUUUUGAGCGAGGAUAUGAGCGUCGUCGUAGGACUUUUAAACAGUGAGUGGCCGUUUUUUGCUGCACAGAGCGACGUGAACACCGAUCUCUUCAAACUCAUCAUCCCAACACAAAAUGAUUUUUACAAGUGCAAGGAAACUGACUAUUUUUAUAUAAAAUACUCUCUGUUAUAGUUCGUCCAGAGUUUAAGUAAGAGGAAUUUUAAAAAAUGUGGUUCUAAGGUUUACUGAUGCGCGGAGAUUGAAUUUUUGAUACGGUAAAUAAAUGCAUUCAAUAAAUUGCCUUUUACAAAAUGUACAAAAGAACGAAAAUUUUAUAUUAUGUGUACUUGUAAAGAAAUAAAAAUUCCGCUUUUUGAU
This is a messenger RNA of Neocloeon triangulifer, 2866 nucleotides long. Its product is annotated as protein bowel-like. Gene Ontology annotation, molecular function: RNA polymerase II transcription regulatory region sequence-specific DNA binding; DNA-binding transcription factor activity, RNA polymerase II-specific. The record is from RefSeq and is a predicted model, not a curated record. The coding region runs from base 197 to 1759 and encodes 520 amino acids. The transcript has 3 exons. Gene Ontology annotation, biological process: regulation of transcription by RNA polymerase II; embryo development; embryonic hindgut morphogenesis. Gene Ontology annotation, cellular component: nucleus. NCBI's taxonomy places the organism in Eukaryota, Metazoa, Arthropoda, Insecta, Ephemeroptera, Baetidae.